GUUAUGUUUUGAUUUGGGUUUAUUGUUUAUUUACUUAUACGGUUAUACAAUUUUUUAUAUUUCAUAAGUUGAUUUAAAAAAAUAUAUAUACGAUAAAAUGUUUCCAGAAUAGAAGCACAAUUUACUGUAAUAAUGAUUAGUAAUAUUGAUAAAAAAUUCUGUUUUAAUAAUGAAAAACUAAAAUAUGAAGAGCAAAAAUCCAGCCAAACGAACAUAUCGUGGAGCAGUUCAGAUUCUGAUGAUGAACCGAAUACAUUUUUCCAGUUAAAAAAAUUAAAAACGAAAUAUAAUAACUCCAGUCUUAAUUGGAUAAAGCCAGCAGUAACUGAAACUUUUUUGGAGAACAAACAGAGAAGCCCUGACGAAUCUCCUGUUAUUAGUAGUUGUGCAGUACAAGAGAUGUCCCCGGUUUUAUCAGAAAGCACAUCGUCUGAAGUUGCAAACGAAUCAUCCCCUGUUAUUGGAAAAAGACGUCUAUUAAAAAGAAUGAGAAGCAAAUUCAAAAAAUCUUCCAAGUUGAAAUUUGAAUCUUCUCCAGAUAUUUUUGAAUCCCAAAGUUCACUAAUUAUAGAAAAUGAUUCCCCAGAGUUUUUAGUUAGUAAUGGAGACAUUUCUCCAAUUAAAUCACUGGAUAUUCAUGAUAUAAGCUCUCAAAAAUCUACACAAACAGAUUUACAAAGAAGUUUAGAAUCAAUAUAUCCAUUUCCUAGUCAACAUAGUAGUCAAAUUACUAGAUAUGAUAGUACUGAAAGUAACAAUUCAAAUAAUUCACUUUACUACCAACCUGGUUCUAAAAGAAAACGUUAUAAAAAGGAUGGUCUCGCUUUUCAGCUCCAAAACGUACUACACUUAAAAAAAUCUAAGAUUUCCAUAUGGAAACACGAACUCUAUAUGAAGAGAGUCUCCAAUGUAGAAGGAAUGAUUCAGUUCCUAGUUUUGAAAGUCAAAAAAGAAUAUGGCAAAGUGGUUCUUAAUUGUAGUGAAAUUGUGAAAAAGACUGAAAGAGUUGUAUUUAGUGACUCAUUAUUAAGUGCUGAACAUGAAAACUUUAUGUUAGUUUUAAUUAGUGGGACUGAAAACAUAAAUUUUAUGGAAAGAAAUACAUAUAAAUUAUAUCCACCAUAUGAAGCUAAAAUGGUAUUGUACAAUAAUUCUAAAGAAGUUAUAUGUUAUUAUAAUGUGAGCAAGAUUAUAAGUUGAAAAAUACAAUGGAC
This is a messenger RNA of Psylliodes chrysocephalus, 1214 nucleotides long. Lineage: Eukaryota; Metazoa; Arthropoda; Insecta; Coleoptera; Chrysomelidae. The record is from the annotation of a GenBank genome assembly.